Rodentolepis nana is the source of this 1923-nucleotide messenger RNA. Lineage: Eukaryota; Metazoa; Platyhelminthes; Cestoda; Cyclophyllidea; Hymenolepididae. The record is from the annotation of a GenBank genome assembly.
AUGCAAGAAUUGCGAGAUUCUCCAAAUGAAUAUCUUUGGAGAAGAUUAGAAGCUCUUGUUGAGUGCAUGUUUUCGGAGACCCAUGGUAUUCCUAUUCGCAAUGUAAAAAACUUUUUGUCUGUGAUUCCUAGCGUCUUCUCUGGAAGUGACAUAGUUUUGUGGUUCAUGGUCCACGCGGGGGCUGAUGAUGUAGCUGAAGCUGUGCACCUAGCUAGUCGAAUUGCAGCUUAUGGUUAUCUCUUUCCAAUAGCUGCUAUGGAUCACGCGAUGGCUGUUCGCAACGAUAGCCACACCUAUUAUCGUUUCCAAACACCCUGCCUUUACCCCUCUCGUUGUUCACAACAUGAAACAGACACUACUGUUGACUAUGCUGUCUACCUUUGCAAGCGAACAAUGCAGAAUAAGCACCGCCUUGAGUUGGCCGAUUUUGAAGCUGAAAGAUUGGCCAGUCUGCAAAGUCUUUACUACCACAAAUGGGAGUUUAUCUACAUGCAGGCUGAAGCAGAAAUGAAAGUGGAUAAGAAGCGAGAUAAAUUGGAGAGAAUUGUCCUGGAGUCACAGGAGGCCGCCUUUUGGGAUGUCCAUAGACCAGCCCCGGGUUGCGUUAAUACAACUGAGGUAGACAUGCGCAAACUCUGUCGCGCUAAGAGACCCAAAAAGACUGGUCUCGCUGCUGGCCGUUUACACCCAAUAACUUUCCCAAUUCCUGUCUCUGCUGGCACCGCGGGGAACCUGCUUUUCUCCGUUCUUGAGGGCCUCUCUCCUGCUGAAAAGGUGACAAAGCUGAAGGCAUCCGAACACAAGAGAAUCAAGGCAUCGAAAGCCAUUGAAAAUCUCCAAAACUAUUGUGAUCAGUACGUGGACUUCGAUAUGUUGUUAAUGUGUGCGACAUCCUCAACAUCAUCUGGUUAUGAUGGCAGCGGUGGUGGUGGUGGUUCAGUUGGACUCGGUGGUUCUUCCAGGACUGGAGGAGGCCCUGAGAAUCCAGCUUCAUCAACUGGAGCAUCCUCGGUUGGAUCUACGAUGCACCAUUUACUCCUUCCGAGGAAACCUAGUGCUGGAGUGAAUGUCACUCAUGGAGCUGUUGUGAAUUUGAUUCUUGGACCACCUCCGGGAUCUACUGUGUCUGCUCUUACUGGUGAUGUUCAAACGGAAGUAGUGGGACAAAGCAAUCCUUGGCUAGCAGACAAUGCCACAGCGGCGGCGGAGAAUUACUGGGGCUCUGUCUCGGCCGGUCUUGGCAUCACGACAUUGACUCUUGGUGGUAGUGGAUCCAACGUUCAAAUGGGAGAGCUCUCGGUUUCCCGUGUCAAACGCUGGUCAUUCUCCUUCCAGGAACUCCUGAAGGACCCCUUGGGACGUGCUAAGUUUCAAUGCUGGCUUGAAAAGGAAUUCGCCGCUGAAAAUCUCAUGUUCUGGCAGGAGUGUCAAGACCUGAAGAGUGCGCCGCUGCGGGAAUUGCCCCAACGAAUUCAAUCGAUCUAUUCACAGUACCUUUCUCUGACUGCCCCUGAGCCAGUAAACGUUGACAGCAAAGUUCGUGAAGCCGUCUUUCGCCGAUUGGGCCUCCUUCGCUUACUCCCCUCGAUAAGUCAAGACAUCGAACCAGGAAUAGAGCCCCUGGUAGACGGUUCCCUUCUGGAACCUUCUUCUUUGAGCGCUACUGACACCACCUCAAAAACAGCCUCAGUUGCAAAAGUAGUUGGCGUAGGAGCCUCACACUCGGAUCGCUACUGCUUUGAAGAAGCCGAGGAGCAGAUAUUCCAGCUGAUGAAAUCUGCCUCUUACUGUCGGUUUUUGAGAUCAGACAUCUAUCGAGAGCUGUUCGCCAACUCGGCGACCAAAAAGAAACAAUCUAAAAAACACCGUGUGACUGUUACUGGUUCGAGUGGUGGCAAUAUCGCACUUGCUGGAAACGAUUGA